Molecule: messenger RNA, 2631 nt
Organism: Brettanomyces nanus
Lineage: Eukaryota; Fungi; Ascomycota; Pichiomycetes; Pichiales; Pichiaceae
Exons: 1
Coding region: 1-2631 (876 amino acids)
Biological process (GO): protein import into nucleus
Cellular component (GO): nucleus; cytoplasm
Molecular function (GO): small GTPase binding; nuclear import signal receptor activity
Source: RefSeq, a predicted model, not a curated record
AUGGAAAUUAGUCAAGUUUUAGAGAACGCCAUCUUAAAUCCGGAUGCUCAGGCACGUCAGGCUGCUGAGGCCAAGCUUGCUGCCAUGGCUUCGGAAAAUUGGGUUUCGUAUCUUGGGCAGAUGGUUCAAGUUCUUGGUGAUGAAUCCCAGAAGACCGAAGUACGUAUGUUGGCCGGUCUUGGUGUGAAGAACCAACUUACUUCGAAAGAUGCUGUGAAAAAGCAACAGCAGACUGAAAGAUGGGUUCAGAUCGAUGCAGAAACCAAACAGCACAUUAAAGAUAUAGCCUUGAACACUCUUCUCAGUCAAACUGAUCGUGUGGCCAACCAGGCUGCUCAACUAGUUGCUGCCAUUGCAGAUAUCGAGCUUCCGCGCGAUGAAUGGCCUCAAUUGAUGCAUGUUAUUGUCGACAAUACUAAAAGUGAUCGUCCCGUGAACGUCAAGCGUGCCUCCUUACUUACCAUUGGAUAUAUUUGUGAGACUGCUGACCCUGAUAAUCCACAGGUUUCUGCGCAGUCCAACGGUAUUCUUAUCGCCAUCGUUCAGGGUGCUCAGUCAUCUGAGCCUGCUAUGGUUGUUCGUCGCACUGCAAUCAGUGCCCUUGUCAACUCUUUGGAGUUCAUUGCCGGAAACUUUGAAAGAGAGGGUGAACGUAAUUACAUUAUGCAAGUUGUUUGUGAAGCCACCACUGCAAACGAUGCCGACCUUCAGGCUUUGGCGUUUGGUGCUUUGGCCAAGAUCAUGAACCUGUACUAUCAGUAUAUGGGUGUCUAUAUGGAGAAAGCUUUGUACGGAUUAACUGUUACCGGUAUGCAUAGCAGCGAUGACAGGGUUGCCUGCAUGGCUGUAGAGUUUUGGAGUACUGUUUGCGAGGAGGAACUUGAGAUUCAAUUAAGACACGAGGCGAUGGCCGAACCAGCGCAACCAAGUACUGCAAACAACCACACUGCCGACUUGGUGUCCUACAACUUUGCUCUUGUGGCAAUUGGUGACGUUCUUCCUACCUUGUUGAGUCUUCUUACCCGACAGAACGAGGAUCCCGAUGACGAUAGCUGGUCUGUGGCUAUGGCUGCGGGAGCAUGUCUCCAACUUUUCGCCCAAAAUACUGGUAAUUAUGUUGUGCGUCCCACUCUACAGUUUGUGGAGCAAAACUUGGGUGGCGAUGGCUGGCGCCAAAAAGAGGCUGCCGUUAUGGCUUUUGGAUCCAUUCUAGACGGCCCUGACAGGGGUGAGCUGCGCACUGUCAUUUCACAGGCCCUUCCUCCUAUCUUGCUUCUUAUCAAAAAUGAGAGCGAACCUGUUCGAGAGACCGUGUCGUGGUGUCUAGGACGUAUAGCCGACCUCGUAGUCGAUGCUAUUGACAUUCAAACUAUGCUUCCACCGCUGCUUGAAGCUGUUGUUUUUGGACUUCAGAACUCUCCAAAGGUUGCUACAAACUGUUGCUGGACGCUUAUUAAUCUUCUCGAGCAGUUAUGUCACGAUUCCACCGAGCAGCAGACCAGUGUCAUGUCACAGUACCUUAAUGGUUUAGUUCCAACACUUCUUCAGAUAUCUGCCCGUAAUGACAACGACAAUGCUGCCAGGACAUCUGCUUACGAGGCUCUUUCCUCUGUCGUUUUGUACAGCGCUCAACAGGAUAUGAACUUUGUUUCGCAGAUCGCAACAGAAGCCCUGUCAAGACUAUCUCAGACCAUGGAAGUGGAAACUUCUCAGCCCGGUGCCACAAGUGGCGAGAACAAAGCGGAAUUGCAAGAAUUACAAUCUAAUAUUCUUUCUCUAUUGACAAAUGUGACGCGUAGAAUCGGUUCCGAGGCUGGAUCUGUUGCCGACCAGCUCAUGGAGACUUACCUCAAGUUGCUUGGUAUGCAAGAACCAGAUUCAGUCAUCGAGGAGGACAUCUUUAUGGCAAUCUCUGCUGUGGCGUCAUCGGUUGAUGCGGGCUUCGUCAAGUACAUGGCUGCAUUUCUACCAUUCCUUACUAAGGCUUUGGAAAGUGUGGAUUCACCGGUCUGUGAUGCAGGUAUAGGACUAGUGGUGGACAUUUGCCACUCCCUUGGAGAGAACUUUAUCCCUUAUUGUCAGGGAUUCAUGGCUAUUUUGGGUAACACGUUAUCGAACCCUCAUGUUCGUCGUGAACUCCGGCCCCUAAUUCUUUCGUGUUUUGGAGACAUUGCCUCAUCUAUCGGUAAGGAGUUCAUUCAAUACUUGGAUGUAGUGAUGAACAUCUGCAACUCGGCUCAGAGUCUUCAGUUGGAGGAACAGAGUUAUGAGUACGAGGACUACUUGAUCAACGUCAAGGAAUCCGUACUGGAUGCCUAUGUUGGUAUAGUGGCGGGCUUGCACGAUUCUCCUGAUAGCCUCUUUCCGUACCUAGGACAGAUGUCACAAUUUCUCAUGAACACAUAUACAGAGCCUCAGCUUGCAUCAAACGAGUCUGUGUGCCGGUCUGCCGUUGGCAUGAUUGGUGACUUGGCACAUAUGUAUCAAAACGGCCAGUGGAAGGAGUUUUUCACUCAGGACUGGGUCGCUGAUUACAUCAAGAAGACUCGUAGUAACCAGCACUUUGGUAAGGUGACUCGUGAUACCGCCAGAUGGGCUCGAGAGCAACAAAAGUUGCAACUACAGGUCUAG